This is a messenger RNA of Ruditapes philippinarum (Manila clam), 637 nucleotides long. RefSeq names its product small ribosomal subunit protein eS10-like. Gene Ontology annotation, molecular function: structural constituent of ribosome; RNA binding. The record is from RefSeq and is a predicted model, not a curated record. Gene Ontology annotation, cellular component: cytosolic small ribosomal subunit. Bases 131 to 580 code for a protein of 149 amino acids. Lineage: Eukaryota; Metazoa; Mollusca; Bivalvia; Venerida; Veneridae. The transcript is spliced from 5 exons.
GGGAGCUUACUGUGUAAAGACUGGGUGACAAACUUGUGGCGGUUACUUCCCUUGAUAAGAAAAUACCGAAGGUUUCCGAAUGAUACAAAUUCAACUUCCUUUUCCGGUUUAGGUGAAAAACAUCAGCAAGAUGUUGAUGCCAAAGAAGAACCGAGUGUCUAUCUACGAGUACUUGUUCAAGGAGGGAGUUCUUGUAGCCAAGAAAGACUUCACAGCACCUAAACAUCCAGAAAUAGAUGUUCCAAACUUGCAUGUGAUUAAAGCUUUGACAUCUUUGAAAUCACGGGGUUAUGUAACAGAACAGUUUGCAUGGAGACAUUUUUACUGGUACCUCACCAAUGAGGGUAUACAAUAUCUACGUGACUUUCUGCAUCUGCCCGCAGAAAUUGUCCCAGCAACAUUGAAACGUCAAACCAGGCCAGAGACAGCCAGGCCAAGACCUAAAGAAUCCUAUGGUGGUGAGGGCCAAAGGUCCCAGGCUCAAGACAGACAGGAAUAUAGGCGUGCAGCAGGACCACCUGGUGGUGACAAAAAGGCUGACGCUGGAGCUGGUGGUGGAGAAUUCAGCUUUGUAAGUUGAUGAUUUAAACAUGUUUAAUGGUCUUUCCUUAGAGGUCUGUGAAUUGAGGGUUUACAU